Molecule: messenger RNA, 1110 nt
Organism: Morus notabilis
Lineage: Eukaryota; Viridiplantae; Streptophyta; Magnoliopsida; Rosales; Moraceae
Product: UPF0496 protein At1g20180
Exons: 2
Coding region: 1-1110 (369 amino acids)
Source: RefSeq, a predicted model, not a curated record
AUGUGGGCAAGGAUAAGAGCUCUAAAGAUCAAACGAGUUGAGAAGGAAUUGAGGGAAGUUCGCAAAAGCCUAAACAUAAAUGAGGAAUAUGUGAGUGCAUUAAGAACCAAAUCCUACGCCGACUUCUUCAACAAAGCUCAAUUACUAGUAAACCAUGAGCAAUCUUCUCCGUCUUAUUGCCAUCGGAAGUUCUCGGAAACCCUACUUGAACCGGGCCAAGAAGCGAUACCCGGCAUACUAGAAUCAGCUCUAAUUCUUUCCAAACUACCGGAGCUCAAAACUCUUAUGCUCAAGUACUUUGACAUCAGCGCCGAGGCCUCAACAAUUUGCAGCCACCUUCUCAGAAGCAUCAACCAAAUACAAUCCAAUCAUCACUUCAUCCAACGGCUGCUCGACGGCAUCGAUGAUAUAAGUCGUGAUCAGGAGUGUUCUCCUGAGAAUUUCAAGCUGAUCAUCUCUGAGCUAAACUUGUUCAUCGGGACAAACCCUUUUUUGAAUCCAAACGACCACGAUUUCAAGAUGAUACGCGAAAAGUACUCUGCAGUGUUUCAGUGCCUUAAAUCAAUGAGGAAGAAGGUGAGAAAGAAGAUAAAACUCAUCAAAGGGUUACAAAAGGCUUCUGGGAUUUGCAUUACAGCGGCUUGUGGCCUAGUAGCUCUAGCAGCCAUUGUUUUAGCAGCACAUACUCUCACCGCCCUUUUCAUGGGACCUGCGCUUUUCGGCUUUCCAUUGAAACGCUUGGUGAACAAACUCUCUAAUUUCUCAUUUCUGAGAAGUGGAUUUCUCAGAAAAGUGGGGAAUCAGCUGGACUUAGCAGCUAAGGGAACUUAUAUUCUGAACAGAGAUUUCGACACGAUGAGCAGGCUUGUGGCGCGUCUGGGCGGCACAUUUGAUCACAACAAGAAGAUGAUACAAUCCUGCUUGGUGAGGAGAGAGUACAGGUUUUGUUUGCAGGCGGUGAAGGAGCUUAAGAAGGGUGAUUUUGGGUUCAGAAAGCAAAUGGAGGAGUUAGAAGAGCAUGUUAUUCUGAGCCUUGUGACUAUUAAUAGGGCUAGAGCUUUGGUAAUUAAGGAAAUGUUCUCUAGUACAGCAUGUGCAGAAGAACUAUAG